AUGGCAUUGAAAUCUGGACUGGCAGAAGUAUUUGGAACAGAAAUUGUCAAAGGAAAAGUGUACAGUUUUGGUGGUGGUUCCAAGAUCGCUGUUUUCACAUGGCAAGGUUGUCUUUUAGAACUGAGAGGGAAAACAGAAGCGGCUUAUGUGGCAAGAGAAACUCCAAUGAUUAUUUAUCUCAAUACACAUGCUGGAUUAGAACAGUUAAGGAAGAAAGCUGAUGCUGACAAGACUAAAAGAGGCCCUAUAGCCAUAAUCAUUGGUCCAACAGAUGUUGGAAAAUCAACAGUUGGCAAGUUGCUUUUGAACUAUGCAGUGAGAAUGGGUAGAAGGCCUAUAUAUGUUGAUUUAGAUGUUGACCAGGGACAACUUUCCAUUCCAUGCACUAUUGGUGCAAUGGCAAUUGAACGUCCUGCUGAUGUUGAAGAAGGAUUUUCCCAAGUAUGCCCACUAAUAUACCACUAUGUACAAAGAACUGGGAGUAAUGUAAUGCUGUACAAUUUACUUGUCACCAAAUUAGCCCAAACAGUUGCAGAGAGAAUGGAAGCAAAUCGACAGAAUGCUGUUAGUGGAGUAAUAAUCAACACCUGUGGCUGGGUAAAGGGCCAAGGGUAUCAAAUGCUUAUUCACGCAGCCAGAGCGUUUGAAGUUGAUCUAAUAAUCGUCCUUGACCAAGAGCGACUUUACAACGAACUAGUGCGUGAUUUACCUGAAACCGUGAAAGUUAUAUUUCAACCCAAAAGUGGCGGAGUUGUGGAACGGAGUCGGCAGGCAAGAGUAGAAUCUCGAGAUCAGAAAAUUCGCGAAUAUUUCUACGGAUUAGCAGCCCAGUUUUAUCCACACUCAUUUGAAGUGAGAUUUUCAGAUGUUAAAAUAUUUAAAAUUGGUGCGCCGGCCUUACCAGAUUCAUUAAUGCCUCUCGGAAUGAAAGCAGAAGAUCAACUUACGAAAUUAGUCACUGUUCAGCCAAGCCAGCAAUUAUUGCAUCAUUUGAUUUCAAUUAGUAUGGCUGAAUCCGGGGAAGAUGAUAUUAUUCAGACCAACGUUACUGGGUUUAUUUGUGUGAAUAACGUGGAUUUAGAACGGCAAAUGCUUACGGUGUUGUCACCUCAGCCUCGACCACUACCUCGAACCCGAUUGCUUUUAUCCGGCAUUCAGUAUAUGGACUCCCACUAA
Messenger RNA from Daphnia pulicaria, 1176 nucleotides. RefSeq names its product protein CLP1 homolog. Lineage: Eukaryota; Metazoa; Arthropoda; Branchiopoda; Diplostraca; Daphniidae. Gene Ontology annotation, cellular component: nucleus. The record is from RefSeq and is a predicted model, not a curated record. Gene Ontology annotation, molecular function: polynucleotide 5'-hydroxyl-kinase activity. Gene Ontology annotation, biological process: tRNA splicing, via endonucleolytic cleavage and ligation.